AUGGAUCUCAGUAGCAUGGUGCUCCCUUCCGCCUCGAUGACAUCUACCCUGCCAAAUGGCCACCAGUCCCCCGUCACAAAUGAUGUUCAUGCCACAGAUGAGAAUCCAUCUAUACCGACCUUCGACAACGUGAGCGACUUGGCUGAAACAACUGCCGACGAGCAAGAUCCCUCCGACGAAGAUGCAGAUCAUGACCCGAGCGAGGAUGCGGAGUCGGACGCCGCGGAGGAGUUUAAUGCGGAGAUGAGUUCGGACUCCUCAGACAAUGAGGAUGAUGUGGAUGGACAUGCUUCUCCAGCUGCUGAACACCUUAUUGGUGAGGAUGAAGGCUAUUCGGCUGCUGAAGACGCUUCCGACGCACCUCCAGCGUCUAUUUCUGGUAACUCAUCGGCCCACAACCUGAAGAGGGGCACUAAACGAAAAUCUCCCAUUAUCGAUGAUGACUUUAUAAGAAAUAACCCCAGCCUCUACGGCUUACGUCGAAGUGGUCGUGCAAGAUCCAUUCGUCAAAAUGUCCAGACUACAUCCGAUUCUGACUCUGAAGCUGUCGCCCCCCCUUCAAAGCGGAGGCGUCGUACACCAAAUCGACCCUCAAAACAACCUUCGCUUUCUCAGUCAAUUGAUUCUACCUCCAAUUCUGACGGUGACGAAUAUCACGGAUCGCGCAAUAGAACCUCAAAAACAAAACGUCGACGGAUGGCGCAGUCGGAUAACCUCAUACCUACCCAUGCCGAAAUUCGCUUUUCAACUAGACGUGCAAAUAGAGUAUCUAAUUACAAUGAGGAUGAUGACGAUGAUGAAUUUGAAGAUGAAUCGGAAAUGAUGACGCCGGGGGAUUGGGUGACUGCAGUCGAUGAUACAACGCCAGCCAUUGAUGUAGUGCUCAACCAUAGGUUUAAGGAGGGCGUUGACCUCACACGGAGCGGCCUUAGUCGAGACGAUUUUGAGUUCUACAUUAAAUGGCAAGGGAAAUCCCAUUAUCACGCGACAUGGGAAACGGUGGAAUCCCUUGCCAGCUGUAGGAGUGUGCGUCGCUUAGAUAACUACGUACGCAAGACCCUGUCCUUAGAAAUACAAUAUGCAAGGGACCCAGAAAUCAUUCCCGAGGAAAAGGAGAAAUGGAACCUCGACCGGGAACGUGAUGUGGAUGCCAUAGAAGAUUAUAAAAAGGCAGAGCGUGUUAUCGGCUCUCGCGAGAUUGACGGUGCAACAGAGUACUAUGUCAAAUGGAAACGGCUUUUCUAUGAUUGCUGUACAUGGGAACCCGCGCCCCUAGUCAGCGAGAUCGCUCAGCGGGAGAUCGAUCGCUAUCUCGACCGUUGCUCCCACCCGCCCAUUUCUAGUAAAGCCGAAUCAAGCCCCUCAACUCGAGCCCCAUUCGAGCCCAUCCACGGCACCCCGAGCUUUGUUCAGAACGGUGAACUCAAGGAAUUCCAAGUGAAAGGAGUUAACUUCAUGGCUUAUAACUGGGUUCGUGGUCGAAAUGUGGUUCUUGCAGACGAGAUGGGUUUAGGGAAGACCGUCCAAACGGUGGCCUUUAUCAAUUGGUUGCGGCAUGUCAGGCAUCAACAAGGUCCCUUCAUCGUCGUUGUGCCGCUCUCAACAAUGCCUUCUUGGGCAGAAACAUUUGACAAUUGGACACCAGACUUGAACUACGUGGUUUACAAUGGCAACGAAACAUCUCGCAACAUUAUAAAGGAAUAUGAAUUAUUGAUUGAUGGGAAUAUUAAACGACCUAAAUUCCAUGUCCUUCUCACUACUUACGAAUAUGUUCUUGUGGACGCCGCCUUCCUAAGUCAAAUCAAAUGGCAAUUUAUGGCCGUCGAUGAAGCUCAUCGGUUGAAAAAUCGGGAGUCGCAACUAUAUGCUAAGCUUGUUGAAUUCAAAUCUCCUAGUCGACUACUAAUUACGGGAACGCCUGUGCAGAAUAACCUAGGCGAACUCUCUGCUCUAAUGGACUUCCUAAACCCUGGGCUGAUACAAAUUGACGAUGACAUGGAUCUAGGUUGUGAAGCGGCCAGUGUAAAAUUAGCGGAACUUACCAAAUCUAUCCAGCCUUACAUGCUUCGACGGACCAAAUCGAAGGUCGAGUCGGAUUUACCUCCCAAGUCGGAGAAGAUCAUUCGAGUCGAAUUGUCCGACAUCCAACUAGAGUACUACAAAAACAUACUGACGAAAAAUUACGCUGCCCUCAACCAAGGCGGCAAAGGACAGAAGCAAUCCCUUCUUAAUAUCAUGAUGGAGCUCAAGAAGGCUAGCAACCAUCCUUUCAUGUUUCCCAACGCUGAAUCUCGCAUUUUGGAGGGGAAAACGGGCCGUGAAGAAAUGAUGCGUGCCCUCAUAACGAGCAGCGGAAAGAUGAUGUUGCUGGAUCAACUAUUGGCCAAACUGAAAAAGGACGGUCAUCGGGUUUUAAUUUUCAGCCAAAUGGUUCGCAUGCUUGACAUCCUAGCUGACUAUAUGGAUGUCCGUGGCUAUGCCUACCAACGACUAGAUGGAACGAUCGCUGCCGGCCCUCGACGUCUGUCUAUUGAACAUUUUAAUGCCCCCGAGAGCAGUGAUUUUGCAUUUCUUCUCUCCACUCGUGCGGGAGGUUUGGGGAUUAACCUCAUGACUGCUGAUACUGUUGUCCUUUUUGAUUCUGACUGGAACCCUCAGGCCGAUCUUCAAGCAAUGGCACGCGCACAUCGCAUUGGACAAACUCGGCCUGUGAGCGUUUAUCGACUUGUAUCUAAAGAUACUGUUGAAGAGGAGGUUCUCGAAAGAGCAAGAAAUAAGCUGCUUCUCGAAUUUAUUACCAUCCAACGAGGAGUUACUGACAAGGAAGCAACUGAGCUCAAAGACAAGAUGGCGCGUGCAGGCCACCAGAUCAGUGAACCAACCUCUUCCGACGAUAUAUCCCGCAUUCUAAAGCGACGCGGCCAGCGCAUGUUCGAACAAUCUGGGAACCAGAAGAAGUUAGAAGAAUUAGAUAUUGACUCUGUCCUGGCGAAUGCUGAAGAGCACAAAACCGAACAAGCCGAAGGUAUGGAGGCAGAUGGUGGAGAGGAGUUUCUCAAGGCCUUUGAGUUUGUCGACGUUAAGGUGGACGAACUUACGUGGGACGAAAUCAUUCCAAAAGAGGAGCUCGAACAAAUCAAAGCACAAGAGGAACUUCGAGCGCAUGAGCAAUUCUUGGCUCAAGAGAUUGAACGAAGUCAGCCGCGUAAACGAAAAGAGCCCUUGGAUGGGCGACAGGAACGCCAAGCUAAAAGACGAGCUCGGGCACAGGUCAAUAUCAACGCUGACGAUGUGUCUGAUGCACCACCGCCACCUGACCCGAGCAGGCCCCUCAGCGAGAAGGAAUAUAGACAUCUCAUCCGCGCGUAUCUUAGAUAUGGCGACAUCAAUGAUCGGCAAGAUGAUCUAAUCAGGGAAGCACGGCUCAUUGGCCGAGAUAUCGAUGUUGUGAAAGCUGCGUUGGGCGAGAUAGUCGAGAAGGCCCAUGCCCUAUUGAAAGAGGAAAAUAACCGCCUCAAUGCCCUUGAGCGUGAAGGCAAAAGCUUCACCAAGAAAGAACGGAAAGCCAUCCUUUUCGACCAUCAGGGCGUUAAACGGCUUAAUGCCGAGACCAUCGUUGAGAGGCCAAAUGAAAUGCGAAUUCUGAGGAAGGCUACCGCGGAUGUAGCCGACCCCCAGAGCUUUCGCGUUCCUGAAGCUACGAAGGGCGCUGACUAUUCCUGCGCCUGGGGUGCACGUGAAGAUGGUAUGCUCUGUGUCGGAAUAGCCCGCCAUGGCUAUGGUGCCUGGGCACAGAUCCGCGAUGACCCCGAUCUUGCGCUUGCUGACAAGUUUUUCCUCGAGGAGCAUCGGGUUGACCGGAAAGCGGAGCGCAUGAAUGGUGGUGGGAAGGGUACGACAAAAUCUCCCGGAGCUGUCCACCUGGUCCGUCGCGCGGACUAUCUCUUGUCGGUCUUGAAGGAUAAGAUAAGCAACGGUGCUAGCGCUAUUGCGAAGAGAGCCGUGGAGAACCAUCAUCGCAAUAACAAAAAGAAUAGCCUCCAUUCCAGAGGCCAUGUGAACGGUAGUGUCUCGGGAUCCCCUUCGCCAUCCCUCCCUCGCAAAGCCCGCGACUUGGACAAAUCGCGAUCUCGUGUCCACAAAUCUCGAGACAGCGCCGAUCUUUCGAACAACCCUACAGGUGACAACAGGCCCAACCACAGUUCUAGCAAACAUCGACGUCUGCAGGAUCACCGGCGAGACGAAAAGGAUCGCGAUCGUUCCAGCAAAGCCCGAAUCAAGGUCCGCGGGGAGGAGAAAGAUCGUCACCGUCGCAACAACGACAGCGCUGGAACCAGUAUGGACAACAAUAACGAUGCAAUACUCAAGGUUAUUUUCAAGCCCAUCCAAGCGCAUCUCAAGCAAGUAUCUCAGGUCACCAAAGAAAACAUCCCAAGCAAGUCGGAUCGGGCGGGCGAAUUGCGACGGUUGCUGCUUCUCAUUGGCCGGUUUAUUCGAAGCACUUUGGAUGGGAACGAAGCACGAGCUUCGCUAGAAGAGCGGCUGUGGGGAUUUGCUGCGACCUAUUGGCCCAACAAGGCCACACCAGCAGCUGCGCUGCAUAACAUGUUCGAUCGUCUUAUGGAGGUUGAGAAGACUGAAUCGACCCAACAGCGAUGA
This is a messenger RNA of Histoplasma mississippiense, 4659 nucleotides long. RefSeq lists its product as hypothetical. Gene Ontology annotation, molecular function: ATP-dependent chromatin remodeler activity; chromatin binding; ATP binding. Gene Ontology annotation, cellular component: nucleus; chromatin. Lineage: Eukaryota; Fungi; Ascomycota; Eurotiomycetes; Onygenales; Ajellomycetaceae. Gene Ontology annotation, biological process: nucleosome organization; regulation of transcription by RNA polymerase II. The coding region runs from base 1 to 4659 and encodes 1552 amino acids. The record is from RefSeq and is a predicted model, not a curated record. The transcript has 3 exons.